Messenger RNA from Adelges cooleyi (spruce gall adelgid), 1888 nucleotides. RefSeq lists its product as uncharacterized. Bases 185 to 1789 code for a protein of 534 amino acids. The transcript is spliced from 13 exons. The record is from RefSeq and is a predicted model, not a curated record. Lineage: Eukaryota; Metazoa; Arthropoda; Insecta; Hemiptera; Adelgidae.
UGUCGGGGAAUACUUCGGUCUUUAAUAAUCUAAUAAUAGUUUUCAGUAAUUGUGUAAAUUGUAUAAUGUGUACGUUGUAAGUACCUAUAUAUUGUCAUUUUGUCAGUGGUUUAUUGUAAUUUACCGUUUUUUCGUCUUGUUGAUUUGGUUUUACCAUAUGUAGAUCUUAGCGUAGGUAGCAUAAAUGGCGGGGGUUUUGUUUAAUAUUUUAAUUCCUACGGAAAGACAUGAAACACAUCUUACCCUAGAUGCUAUUUGUGAUUGUUCGUCAAAAAAUAAACAUUCUUUCAACACUAAACGACCAACUUACUCUGAAAACGGCAAUGGAAAAAGCUCUGAAAUGUUACAUCAACAAGUGUCUAUGGAAAAAGCUUUAGAAGCAAUUCUAUCUAGUUUACAUAUUUCCAAUUCUAUCUGGGCCGAAAGCAAAGAUCAUAAGUGUUAUUCGAUAACAUUUUCAAUAGCGUCAAAUGAACAUUGUGAACAUAUUUUAGAUUUAUUCUUGGAAAAUGGCAUCGGAAUAAAAUGGAAUUCAGUAGUGGUAGUUUUGCCAUGUUCAUUGUAUUAUCAAGGGCCUGGAACAGCUCAUUCAACUUUCGAACCUAACCAAUCUAAAAGUUCCUCCAAUACGUCUAAUUUAUAUGAAUCGUCAUGGAAAACAUUUCUUCAAUCUGUGAGAUCACGUUUAAUUAUUGCCCAAGUAGUUCAAGGAUUAGAAUCCGGUGCAAGGUUGACUUUUGAUUUUUUGAUUCUACUUGUUAUAUCAGUAAUGGUUGCAGCACUUGGUUUGACUCAAGGCGAAACUACUAUAUUCGUAGCUAGUAUGCUUCUUUCACCACUAAUGGGUCCUGUAAAUGCGGCAACAUUUGGUACAAUGAUCAAAGACAAAAAACUCAGAAAUAUGGGAAUUGUAAACGAAAUAAUUGGUUUAGUCUUUUGUGUGAUCAUUGGUUUUGGAUUUGGGCUAACAAUUUCGUAUUUUGAUGAAAGAGAUCCAAGCCAAUGGGUGACGAAGGAAAUGUUGACUAUGACAGAUAUCAGAAGUUUAUGGGUCAGUAUUGUUCUUGCAUUUCUCACCGGAAUAGCAGUACCAAUAGCUUUAUUGGGAAAUAAUACAUUUUCGUUAGUGGGAGUAGCAAUUUCGACAUCACUACUUCCUCCUGCUGUAAACGCUGGACUUUUGUGGGCUUUUGCCGUUAAGAAUAUUGGACAAACUUCAAAUACUAUUAACUUGCAGUAUUCGUCAUUCCGGUCGGUUGAUUUUGCUAUAAAAGGAGCGAUGAGUAUGUGUUUGACAUUCAUCAAUAUUAUAUGUAUAUUUGCAUGUGGCAUAGUCAUUCUUAAGAUUAAAGCUGUAGCUCCAAAAAAGAGCAGUAGUGCAAAACCAUUAAUUAGUGAAUAUUUGGAAGCAUUUAAAGAUAUAAACUAUGGUUUGCCAGAAGAUGAAACAAACUAUCUAACUUCAAGGUUAAAAGAAGAAUAUGUUUCAGUUUUUGGUCUCUCUUCGAAUACAAUAAAUUUACACAAUUCUUGUUUAACCCCUAGGUACAAUCCUUUUGACUUAACUUUUGUUACUUGGUCACCUGGAUAUAAAACACAGCAUAGCUCGCAAGCGUAUUAUAGCACACAUUCGGACUCGAGAUCAGCUCAUUUGCUAAAGAAAAAAAUGAAAACCUUAAAUCCUAUACAUGAUAAUAACUCCACUGGAUCUCUCAGAAACAUGUUCGAUUCACCAACUAAACGAUUUGUCGUUACACCUGUUACUUUGGCCAACACAUCUGAUGCAUAAAAAUAUUAGCUAAUGAAGUAAUAGUUUUUAUCAUUUUAUUUUUAUAUUGGUUUUUUUUAUAUAUUAUUAUUAUUUUUUAUUUUAUUAAUUUUUGUUGCA